ACCUUCCCGUGCGUUGGCCUCUUCUCUUAUCAUCUCCUCGAACAGCAACUCUCUCUUUCUCUCUUUUCACCACACACAUACCUUCUUCGUCUUCUUCUUCUUCUGUCUCCUCCAAAAACAAUGACCACGACGACAUCCCGUCUCCAUGUACUUACUGCAACCGGUUUCUCUUCUUUUUCCUCAACAAAACCACCGACUACUCUCUAUCCAAGAACAGUCUUCCUCAGCCAGGGCUUAAUCAAAACGACACCGCUCAACUUCCUCAAAAUCGGAACUGUUCCGGCUCCAAGAUUCUCCGUUUUGAUCCAAGCAUCAAAGGUCAAUCCACCUGGUGAGCAGAAAUGGACUCAUGAAGGCUCAGUUACUGAAUCGCUACCCAACGGUAUGUUUCGAGUGCGCUUAGACAAUGAAGAUUUGAUCAUUGGAUAUAUUUCUGGUAAGAUUCGAAAGAAUUUUGUGCGGAUAUUGCCUGGAGAUAGAGUCAAGGUUGAGGUCAGUCGUUAUGAUUCUUCUCGAGGCCGUAUUAUUUACAGACUUCGUAAUAGAGAUUCAAGCAGUGAUUAAUUUAAUUUUGCUGUUUAGUUCGUAUUAGUGUGAAAAAUAUGUAACAAGUUUUUGAAUUUACAAUUUUGUUGUUUUGAUUUUAUCUAAUUAAUGUAUAAUUCAUGGUUAUGAAUUGUGAUUAUAUGUUUGGUUAGAUGGAAACUUCAGUGUUACAUA
Molecule: messenger RNA, 720 nt
Organism: Jatropha curcas
Lineage: Eukaryota; Viridiplantae; Streptophyta; Magnoliopsida; Malpighiales; Euphorbiaceae
Product: Nucleic acid-binding, OB-fold-like protein
Biological process (GO): translational initiation
Cellular component (GO): cytosol
Molecular function (GO): translation initiation factor activity; ribosome binding; RNA binding
Source: RefSeq, a predicted model, not a curated record